UUUUUUUUUUUUCCCAUGGCACCGGCUGAAUAAACUUGUUGAGCUUUCUGGCUAUGCAAUAUUACGUCGUUGUUCACAGCUUCAAUGGAAGAAGCCAUUUUGUCGAUCACUUCCCUUUGAGAUAGAGACUGAGCGUUGGUCUUGUUUCCACGAGACAACUGGGUCUUCCCGUUUCCCCGUGCUCGCAAUUCCACCCGCUGUGUUUCCAGCUCAUGACUUGGGCCUCAACUGACCGUUUGGCUGAGUUGACCGCCUACAGUCAACUACCGGUCAAGUUUCAACCGCGGGCCAUUUCGUCAGAGCGAGGACGGAUGUUUCCGAUACACUUGAUUUGCUUCUUUUCAAAGGAUGACAGAGAGUCAUUCAUAGUCGCCUUGUUCGAGGCCAUUGAAUCGUUCCGCGCCCCUCCAAAAGACCGCGUUCUCGCCUAGUGGUUGGUCCCUCGUCUUCCUUCAAGACCCUUGACAAUAUUCAAGAUGGAGUGACACAUCGAGUGAAUGCAUCGAGAUGCAUCGACACAAAACAGUCUGAACUCGGAAUUCCUCUGCCUUGCCAUUGACAAACAAGGCUUUCCAUGUCUUUCAUUUCUUUGCUUUGCUUUGUCAUGUCAUGUCUUCAACUUUGCAUCCUGUCGCGCGACAGACUCGUGGCCAACGGGGCACGCCUACCCAUCGCGGCAUAGCGUCCGCAGUCCAAGCUUCCCAGCGGAAGGGAAGCGACGCCGAUGGUGCGCCGGGAUCCCAUGGAAGAACAUGGAAGUCCCUCUAGCCUCGCCGGCGGGACUGGGUGGCUGCAGAGCUUGACACCGAGAGGCUGCCAAAGCCACGCCAACUUGCACCGGCGUCCAACGCUCCGGGAACAGUUGUUUGAUGAAAAGCUUAACCCUCAACUGCUCAUUUUACUUGUCUCUAGUGACUGUGUCGAUCUACCAGGUCCCUACCCAGUCGUCUUUCAUCGGUCAACAUCGCGAUCUCCAGGUGUUGAUCGCCUGGGGAAUAGGCAAGCAAUUCGUGGAGAGCGUCGGAGAAUUACAAAUCUGCUCGUAUUGAAGCAGCUACAUGCCCCAUCGGCAUGAAUUUACGUUCUGAAGCACCACCGUUCUCGGAUGAAUACACCGAUUGCAUCCUGUUUUACCGACCAGCACGCAAGAUGCGCCUAGUGAUACGUACUGCCAGUUGUCGGCGUGUUGCCAGACCCUUAGCCAUCCUCCAGCAGCCACGAUGACCCUGAGCCCCGGGUUGAGGCCCUGUUGCAUUAGCCUCACCACGAUACCUGGGCCGACAUUGGAAGGAAGUCUUUGGAGGCUGACCGUUUUGCCCGCGGAAGCUGUCAAGGAUUCCGCCCUUGCGCUUGUGUUCCUUGUCGCUGGGACCUUUCAACAAUGGAUGGACAUGGGUGUUGGGAGGCUCCAUUUCAAGGCUUUACAACAGUCACACAAUGACUUCCAUUCUUGAUGGUUCAGACCUGCCGGUUUUGCUCGCUUGCAUUUGACAUUGAUAACGAUUGCGCCAUGGUGAACAAAGUUACAAAUCCAACACCAGGACUCUAGCUUCGUUGUAUGGGCAUGGGCGCUAUAAUGCGCGAAUUGCUGUGAUAGACAGGCUCGGCCCCAGUCCCAGUGGCGCUACUCUCGAGUCUUAUUGAACUCCAGAAGACAUCGCUUAGAAGUGUCUGUUUGAGUUUACACUUGACAAUUCGUUGAGCUGUCAGAUACGCGGAUGAACCAUGUGGCAGAGAAGACGGAAAGGUCACUGUUGAGAGGGGACAGGAAGUUCGGCUUGACAGAACCUUCUCUGAGAGCUAGUUGCUCGUCCAGUGCCAGGGUUGCAUAUCUUGUUACUAUUCCAAAGCCGUUCAUGUGGCUGACGGCCUUGAAUGAAGGAACAAGUCCAUACUGAUGAUCUUUUGAGGCACACCAUUGAGGCACUCUUUCCGCCAAUGGAGCUGGAUCCUGACGGCCAAUGUCCCGGAGUUGAAGUCAACAACUCUAUCACACCCGGGAUGCAACUCGGAAUCUUCAAUGUUCUCAAUCCGUGUUCGCACAAACUCAAUUCAACAGAGAUUCCGACCCCUCCACCAUCUUCAACUGCUAGGGCUUGAGAGUCCCAUCCGAAGCACAAUUAAUUGCGCCGAAGUUGCUUCUAUUCUCAUGGCUGAUAAAAGUCUUCGUUAACUAGGGCUUGUUGAUUGGUUGACCACUCCCGUUUAGGCCCCUUGCAGCAGAACCUUUGCUUUGACCCGCCGCAGGUUGUUGAUGCCUCGGUCGCAAGGCAGAACACCAUCUUCAUGAUUGCGACGAUCCUUCACCAACAAGGAAAGAAGCUUAACCAAGGCUGCGGGUGCCUAGUGAAAGAGCUUCAGCAAGAGUCCACCAAAUGCCGUCAUUGUCAUCAUGAUCAACAUCAUCACUUGGAAUUAGUCUCUUUGCCAAAUUGAAAACUUCGCGGGGCUUUUUACAAAUUGGUCAAAACCUCGUGGCCAGGAUGAAAAGACAACAGAGUUUGCGACGCUUACUGGUGUCGGGCCGUCCUAUGGAACCUCUGAGCGCCACACUACAACCUGCACGCUCUUUACUAACGGUCAAAACGCCGCGUUUAUGACGAGAUUCUGAUCGAGAUAACAAUUGAAGUACGGGCUUCAACGUGGAAGCCACACGAAUUACGGAUACCUUGAGCUUAACUUGGACGUUAUGACUUUGUGGUCUCUUUGUUGAGAACAGAGUUCAGCCAUGGUGUUAGAAUCAGCAUCGGGAAUGACACACGGGCCGCUUAUACCAACGGCUGCGGCUGCAAUGACUUGCAUUCCAUUAACUCAAUGCUACUUUCACAACAGCAUAAUGCGACUAUAUGUGAUGGUCAAUUCAAGAAGAUGCUGAAAGAAAUCGUAUGAGAGCAGGGCCGAGCAAUUGCACACUGUCUAACACUCAACAUGUUCUCCGAUAUCUUUAGCAAUUGAGAUUUGUUGAAGCAUGUGAGUAUGCAACGAUCUCUCGAUGUAGCCAGGUCUCAAGCCACCGCGAUCGCCUUGACAUCUGUUCCUGGUGGCGAUACUAGUGCUCUUCCAAAGAAAACUCGAUUGGGCAAUGGCCUCAAAUUCUUUUAGUGUGGGUUACAUCGUCCGUCAACGUCGUUAAUCGCGAUGUCACCCACAAAAGGCACAACUGCGAGUUUACAGGGCAAAUUCUGCCACCCAGAGCCUGCGGAACCCCCCAAAAUGCCCCAAAAUGCUGGGAAAUGUGCAUGAGCCUCAUGAAUUGUUGGCGACUUCGUUUGCGGCAGCCAAUCGCGACUCUAUCUCUUACAACUUUGAGGCAACGUCGUUGAGUCUAUUUCGGCUCGUAAGAUGCACGUCACGAUCCGAGCGGGAUACUCUGAUUGUUCCCCGAAAGGCUUGACUGUUACAUCAAGCGCAGAUAUGCUUGGAAGCCAUGUGCUUGAAGGCGGCCGGCUGGUGAAGCAUCCAUCUGCAGGAACGCCAAAAAAAAUCAUCGCCAACUCGGCCUCAGACAGAAUAUGGAAUAGAUUGGCAUCAAGUUGAACCACAAUUGGACCAACCAAGACCAGAUGUUGGGGCUUUUUCAGGAACAGAGGAGAACAACGCUGACGACAGUUUGUGUGCCUUGGGUGCUUGGCCAGAAGAUUCCCACAUGCAUCUCCACCGGGCUUACAGGAUCAGAAUUUUCAGUCUUGCCUUUCUUUUUCCGUCAUCAUGAAAGAGUCUUCCACCGGCCCCACGCCGCGUCUUUUUGUCCCUCUUGGCUGUUCUCCGAGAAGCGGCUCCGAGUGUCUCCGUGAGAAGUGCAUCGCUGAGAAGAGAAGCCACCGGGAACUGAUAACGUGAUAGUAAUCUGCGAUGCAUCGUGGGGGAAUGUCAGCGGGAGGGAAAUCGGUCGAUAUGCAGGCCUAUGGAAGGGGUUCCCUUGCGUCCACACGCAGUGGUUGGAAGUUGGAUGCAUUCGUGGGAAGCAAACUCGACUGCAGGAUGUAAUCUUUUGAAUUGCUUAUUGCAUAUUACUCCAGCUGUUAUGGUUCACUGGAUGGGUUGCAACGGAACACACAAUAGGAACCAGUUAAUUUGAGCGGCCGCAGGGAGAGGAAUAAUGUCUCAACUCUGAUGAAAAAACUUUCAACGGUGGCUGAUUGACUUUUCCUCUUCUCAGCCUCUGCAACAUUCACCUGCUUACCCGCGAAUUAUGCCUCCCGAUUUGCCCUGGCUAUGCCUGAAGAGGGACGCGGCCAGCGGACAUGGGGUCCGGAGGCUUUUGGUGUGUCUCGUUCCUGACGAUCGCGACAAGGGUUCGUGUGGCCGUGGCUUCUCCUGUGGCUGACUUUUGAACUGGGACAUGGCAUUGAGGCACGACCAAUCCUUCGUUGUGCUGCGGCGCGACGCGAUGCACAUGUCGGUCUCUGCUUCUGCUUAGCAAGAUUUUGCUCAUACUCAAGGAUCCUAUGCUCAAUAUCUGCAUGCAAAGCCAUUGGCUUCCUGAAGUUACUGCAGGCACUUUUUGCCUGACCUGAACUCAAUGCAGUUGCAGUUGGCUUGUGCCGUAUUCAGCGCUGACUGCCGAAUCUUCUGACCUUUGCAGGUCUGCGAGAACGCAGGACUGACUUGUACAAUCAGUCAUUCGUUCCUCGCGCCGGCGGAUACCACUCCAUCCCGGCCAGGUGGCCAUCAAAUCGUCUGAACUACUUGGUGACAUGUUUCUGUCAUUUCGAUGAAACUUCGCCUCGGUAAGGCACGUGGUCUCGCGGAUCCUGCUGGGUGAAAAUGGCAUGGAUACCACAUUACUCUGAGACGAAACUCAAGCGUACCAAAUCCAUUUUCGUUUCCAGAGCUGAGUUCUUGCUGCUCUAAGCUGAGCUGUCGCUGAGUGCAGGCUGCGGAGGACGAAGAGUGGGCUGUGGUUUCGGGCCCUGGCUACGCUCAACCCAUUUGGGACCUUCAUAUCUGACGCCAUCACCAACUCUACAAUUUCUCAUCACUUGUCCUUGCUUUUCUUUAUUUUAUUUUCCAACCCAGGUGAACAUAAACAUCACGGUUGAUCUAUUUCUUACCUAAAAAAUAGAUCAACUUCUACCUUCCCAAUUUCCGUACUGCAACCGUAGCCUUCGAGCCAUCUAUCAAACGCCUCUAAUUCAGCAUGCCCUUAAAGACCUCGAUCUGCUCUAGCACGCCUGCUCGGCUGGUGCCACCUUGAGCAUUCCUUGACUCAACACUAGCCUCGUAGUUGAAUACAUCCUUGAUGUUAUCCGGGAAUCGGCUAUCAAUGGCCUGCAGCUGCUCCAGGCUCAGUUGGUCCAUUGGGAUUCCCAGCUCCUCGCUCUUGGCCACCACACGUCCCGAAAUAUGGUGUGUCUCACGGAAAGGCACGAAAAUUUUCACGAGGGCGUCUGCAACGUCGGUCGCAAGGAGGAAAGGGUUGAGCGAGGCUAUCAUGCGCUCUGGUCGAAGCUUGAGAGUGCUGAGGAUGCCAUUUGCGAUCUGCACUCUAUCGGAGACAGUCUUGACAUGAUCUAACAUAGGCUCCCAGCUCUCUUGCAAGUCUUUGUUGUAGGUACUGGGGAGGCCCUUCGUAGCACAAUAAACACCGGCAAGAUGACCAAAAGUCCUGCCAGCCUUACCCCUCAAAAGUUCGAGGUCGUCGGGAUUUUUCUUCUACGGGUAUAUUAG
Molecule: messenger RNA, 5670 nt
Organism: Fusarium odoratissimum NRRL 54006
Lineage: Eukaryota; Fungi; Ascomycota; Sordariomycetes; Hypocreales; Nectriaceae
Exons: 2
Coding region: 725-1075 (116 amino acids)
Source: RefSeq, a predicted model, not a curated record